Messenger RNA from Macadamia integrifolia, 4125 nucleotides. Its product is annotated as probable leucine-rich repeat receptor-like protein kinase At1g35710. Lineage: Eukaryota; Viridiplantae; Streptophyta; Magnoliopsida; Proteales; Proteaceae. Bases 1 to 3876 code for a protein of 1291 amino acids. The record is from RefSeq and is a predicted model, not a curated record. The transcript has 2 exons. Gene Ontology annotation, biological process: protein phosphorylation. Gene Ontology annotation, molecular function: ATP binding; protein binding; protein kinase activity.
AUGGCUUCUACUUGCUCUUCCCCCUUUAUUCCCUCCAUGACAACCCUUUUCUUCUCCCUCUCAACCUUUGCUUUCUUCUUACUUUCUGCUAUUUCACCUGUUUCGACUUCUUCUACUUCGUCUGCGUUUACUUCUACCACUACCAUCACUGCUGCUCAACAAACAGAGGCUCUCUUGAACUGGAAAGCCACCCUCCUCCACUCUCAUCUUAUUCUGCCUUCUUGGACACUCACCAAUUCUUCCUCUUAUUCCCAUUCCCAUUCCCACCCUUCCCAUUCCCAUUCCCACCCUUGCAAUUGGGUAGGUAUUGUUUGCAAUCAGCUCGGCAGUGUCUCCCACAUACAACUACCGGAUAUGGGUUUGCAAGGUACGCUCAAAAGCUUCAACUUUACUACUUUCCCCGAUCUUGUUCAUCUUCAACUCACCAACUUUUCUCUCAUUGGUACCAUUCCUUUUCAGAUAAGUAGCCUUUCCAGACUUAGAUUCCUAUCUCUGUCUUACAAUCAACUCUACGGUGAAAUUCCAUCAGAGAUCACUAUGCUAACAAGUCUUCAAUUCUUAUAUCUUGGUGCUAAUCAUCUCAGUGGCUCUAUACCAUCGGGUAUAGGAAAGAUGAAUCAUCUUAUAGAACUAUAUGUGGGUGAAAACAAUCUCAAUGGUUCAAUUCUUGCAUCUUUGGGUGAUUUGUACAAUGUUACUCUUUUAGACCUCUCUGUUAAUUCACUUUCUGGCUCUAUUCCUUCAGAAAUAGGAAACUUGAAAAAUCUGACAAUAUUAUCUCUGUAUCAGAAUAAUUUUUCUGGUCCUAUUCCCUUGGAAAUAGGAAACUUGGCAUCCCUUGUAGAAUUAGAUUUUUCUGAAAAUCUUUUGACUGGUUUGAUUCCCAUCACUUUUGGAAACUUGACCAAGUUAUCCUUAUUGAACUUGCUUGGAAAUCAAUUAUCCGGUAUCAUCCCUGCAUCCAUAGGAAAUUUGAAAAAUCUAAGUGAGUUAUAUAUGUGUAGUAAUUCUCUAACAGGAUCCAUCCCUUCCACAUUUGGGAACCUAACCAAGUUGACCAAGUUAUAUCUGUAUCAAAAUAAUCUUUCUGGUCCCAUUCCUUUAGAAAUAGGAAACUUGAAAAAUCUGAAAACAUUAUAUCUGUAUAAGAAUAAUAUUUCUGGUCCCAUUCCUUCGGAAAUAGGAAACUUGGCAUCCCUUGUAGAAUUAGAUUUUGCUGAAAAUCUCUUGACUGGUUCGAUUCCCAUCACUUUUGGAAACUUGACCAAGUUAUCCUUCUUGUACUUGUUUGGAAAUCAAUUAUCCGGCAUCAUCCCUGCAUCCAUGGGAAAUUUGAAAAAUCUGAGUGAGUUAUAUAUGGAUAGUAAUUCUCUGACAGGAUCCAUCCCUUCCACAUUUGGGAACCUAAACAAGCUGACCAAGUUAUUUCUGUAUAAAAAUAAUCUUUCUGAUCCUAUUCCUUUAGAAAUAGGAAACUUGGCAUCCCUUUUAAAUUUGGAUUUUUCUGAAAAUCUUCUAACAGGUUCGAUUCCCAUCACUAUUGGAAACUUAACCAAGUUAUCCAUCUUGAACUUGUUUAGAAAUCAAUUAUCCGGCAUCAUCCCUGCAUCCAUUGGAAACUUGGCAUCCCUUGUACAAUUAAUUUUUUAUGAAAAUCUUCUGACAGGUUUGAUUCCCAUCACUAUUGGAAACUUAACCAAGUUAUCCAUCUUGAAAUUGUUUGGCAAUCAAUUAUCCGGCGUCAUCCCAGCAUCCAUUGGAAACUUGAAAAGCUUAGUUAACUUGCAACUCAGUCAAAAUAAUUUCUCUGGCAAUUUACCGCAACAACUAUGCAUUGGAGGAUCACUUUCAUAUUUCAUUGCAAAGAACAAUAGUUUCACGGGUCCCAUCCCACAAGGCUUGAGAAAUUGCACAAGCUUAUUGAGAGUCAGACUAGAAAACAACCAACUGGAGGGAAAUAUUUCAGAAGUUUUUGGUUCGUACCCACAUUUGAAUUACAUCGAUCUGAGUAAUAACAAACUCUAUGGUGAGAUUUCACCAAAUUGGGGAAAGUGCCCAAAUCUUACAAGCCUACGGAUGUCGAGGAAUGAGAUUACUGGUAGGAUACCUCUAGAGCUUGUUGGGAAGUCAUCUCAACUACAGAGACUUGACCUGUCUUCCAACCGUUUAUUUGGAGAGAUUCCUAAGGAAUUAGGGGAGAUGAAGGCUUUGUCUAGCCUGAAUUUGAGCGGUAACCAGCUUUCAGGCAGGUUGCCAUCGGAAAUUGGAAAGUUGUCUAACUUAGAAGAUCUUGACUUAUCAGUCAAUAAUCUAAGUGGACCUAUUCCACAGCACCUAGGGGAUUGCUCCAAAUUGAUAUACCUACACUUGGGUAUGAACCGAUUUAAUGGAAGCAUUCCAAACCAAAUGGGUAACCUGAUUUCACUACAAAUUCUAAUGGAUCUUAGUCAUAAUCAACUCUCGGGAGUGAUACCAUCAGAGAUUGGGCAAUUGCAUAGUCUAGAAAUUUUAAAUCUCUCACACAAUAUGCUCUCCGGCUCCAUUCCCCCAUCAUUGGAACAAUUGUUGAGUUUGACAUCCAUUGACAUAUCAUAUAAUGAGUUGGAAGGUCCGAUUCCCGAUAUUAAAGCCUUCAAAGAUGCUCCUAAAGAGGCUUUCACCAGUAAUAAAGCAUUGUGUGGGAAUGCUUCAAAAAAUUUGCCCUCUUGCAGUUCUUCAAUGGUAGAAAAGAGGAAUACUGGAAAGAAGCACAAAUUCAUCAUUUGUAUCUUACUUCCUAUUUUGAGUGUGAUGCUUCUACUAUCCAUAGUUAUAAGAAUUGUUUGGGUUUUUCAUAGAAAGGGAAAGAAAAAGAUUGAAAUGGGACAAACGGAAAGAAUUCAUCAGAUAGAUCUAUUCGCAAUAUAUAACUAUGAUGGUAGAAUUGUGCAUGAAAAUAUCAUUGAAGCCACAGAGAUAUUUGAUGACAAGCAUUGCAUUGGGAAGGGAGGCUAUGGAAGUGUUUACAAAGCAACUUUAUCAACCGGUCAAGUGGUAGCUGUGAAGAAGCUUCAUCCAUUACAAGAAGAUGCUGACAACAUGGUCAACCUAAAGCAUUUUACAAAUGAGAUUCGUGCAUUAACUGAAAUACGACAUCGCAACAUUGUUAAAUUCUAUGGUUUUUGUUCACAUGCACAACACUCAUAUUUGGUUUAUGAAUAUUUGGAAAGGGGAAGUUUGGCGAAGAUCCUAGGAGAUGUGGAGAAGGCAAUAGAGUUGGAUUGGAUCAAGAGAAUAAGUGUAAUUAAAGGUGUGGCCAAUGCGCUAUCUUACAUGCACCAUGAUUGCUCGCCACCAAUUAUUCAUAGAGAUGUAUCAAGUAGCAAUAUUUUGUUGGAUUCAGAGUAUGAGGCUAGUGUGUCGGAUUUUGGCAUUGCAAGGAUUCUAAUGCCCGAUUCAAGUAAUUGGACUUCUCUUGCAGGCACUUAUGGUUAUAUUGCUCCAGAGUUUGCUUAUACAAUGAAGGUGACAGAAAAGUGUGAUGUAUAUAGCUUCGGUGUGAUAACAAUAGAAACAUUAAUGGGAAGGCACCCCAGUGAACUCCUUUCAUCUUUAUCACUAUCAUCAUUGUCAUCAUUGGCAUCAUCAUCAAUUGUGCAGACGAUGAUGUUGAAAGAUGUUUUGGACCAACGGCUCCCUCCUCCCACGACUGAAGUUUAUGGACCGAUGGUUUCUAUGGCAAAAAUCGCAUUUGCAUGCUUGAAUGUUGAUCCCCAAUCUCGGCCAACCAUGAAGCAUGUGUCUCAGGAGCUAUCAUCUCACAAACCAUUUUCUCUCGAGUCAUUUCACACAAUCACAUUAGAAGAAUUCUUGCAUGGAGGAAGAGUACUAGGGUAGCUAUCAGGAAGCUAAUCCAAUCGCUGGCUUCCUUGCUAAAUCAGCAACCAUAUUGGAAACAUUGGGCUGUUUGACUUCUUGGCCAACAUCCUUCGAAGGGGACCUUACGGUUGAUACUCAAUGAAGACCUAGGUUUUAUGUCUGCUAGCUCUAUUUUGAUUUGAUUUUCUUUCAGCUUGUGUUCUCUAGUCGGUUCCCUACUGAUGGCCAUGCCGAAGGCGGGGAUUUGUCUAGUUGAUUUUGUUUGGU